CCCUAAUUCCCAAAUUCUCACAACCUCCGUCGAACCUAACCGACGUUUCGUCAAACAGUGUAGUAACUUUCCGGCGAACUUCUAUCAUGGAGGAUCCCCUAACUCCAAACCCCAAGCAAAAGCCGAUUUCGACUCGGAUCCAAGCUCCGACGAGUCCCUUCUUCCUGGGAUCCAACGACGACAGGUUGGAGCGAGAGCAAGCCCGAGCCGCCAGAGUCGCAGCUAGCCGUCGUAAAUCAGUGGUCUUCGCUCGUGGACCCCAGCAGCCUGAGAAGGAGUCCGAUCCGUGCUUCGACAAGCAGCAGAUUCUCGAGUUGUUCCAGAACUGUAUCAAAUUGGCUAGCGAAAACAAAAUCAAUCAGAAGAACACGUGGGAGUUGAAUUUGAUUGACCAUCUCUGUGAGAUCAUUAAAGUUGAGGAUGAGAACAAUGCGGAAACUAAUUUUCAAAAGGCAAGUUGCACUCUUGAAGCUGGAGUUAAGAUUUACUCGAUGAGGGUUGACUCGGUUCAUUCAGAGGCUUACAAGGUUUUGGGUGGGAUUACUCGAGCUGGCCAUGAUGACACCGGAGACAACGAGGAUGCUGCUGGUUCUGUAGGAAAUGCAACAAACCAAAAGAAACAGACAGAGAGAAAGAUAUCGCCAUUAUCAACACUGGAACAUUCCUUUGAUGCCCUUAACGUGAAGAAGUUCGACGUGGCGUUUGCAGUGGAUCCCCUUUAUCAUCAAACUUCAGCACAGUUUGAUGAAGGUGGAGCAAAGGGUCUUCUGCUAAACAGUUUAGGAGUCUAUGGAGGGUGUCAAGUUCUAUUUGAUUCACAAGAAAUCCCUGGAAAGCUUGUUUCCUCUGCAAAUCAGCAUGAUAAAUCAGAAACAAUCGAUCUAUCCUUUGCUAAAGAAUUUGUGGAGAAAAUGGUGCUAAACAUGCGACAGAAGAAUGAGAUUGUACCAUCUCUUCGGGCUAUAAUCAAUCAAUUUGAUGAAGAGAACCAAAGACCAUCUGAUACGUUUUCUUGUGGUCAGAAGAGGACCGAGUCAUUUGAUAUAUCACAUGGUAAUGAAGCUAGCUAUGCCGACGAUGAUGAUGGAUAUGAUAACUUUGGAGCUUCUUUUGAUUAUGAUGGUCAAGCUGGUGCUGCUGAGGAAAACUUCGGCCACAAUGAUGCAGAGCCAGCUUAUUCAAAUUUUCCCGAGGAAGUGGAACCAGACUCACUGCAAGACCUAGAUUCAGAUGACAGAGUCGAGAAUGUUGAUAAAUAUCUCUUUUUGUCGUUGGGAAUUUCAUCUAAGCAAAAUUCUUGGGCAGGUCCUGAUCACUGGAAGUAUAGGAAAACAAAAGCAGGUCCAGAUGAUCACCUUGCUUCUGAAAACGGAUCUUCCCCACCAGCAAAGAAAACCAGGAAAAAGAAACAAGCAGAGCCUGAACUAGAUUUUACAAAAGCUUUGGAGGAAGAGAUGCCUGAUAUCUUUGCCCCUCCAAAAAACCCAAAGUCUUUACUUCUCCCUGCAAGUAGAGCCCCUUGUCAAACACAGCUUCCAGAGGAUUGCCAUUAUCAACCUGAGAAUCUAGUAAAGCUAUUUUUACUACCAAAUGUGAUGUGCAUUGGGAGGAAGAGAAGAAAAUGCUCAGGUGAAGCAAGACAGCAAAAUGAUGAUUAUGAACAUGCGGGAUCUUGGGAAAAUGAUAAUGUCUAUGAUGAUGGCCCGUUUGAUAAUGGAAAUGAUCAUAGUGAUGCAGAGGAUACCACCAACUCAUUAAUCUCUCAGCCACGCCAGGUCAACAAAAUCGAGGUUCAAUAUGAUAAAGCUUCAAAACAAGUUGAUGUGCAAGUGCUAAAGGAAACCCUUUGGGAGUGUCUUCAGGAAUCUCCUCAACCACCAAUUCAGGAUGAGGAACACCAACAAGAACCACUUGAAAAUAGAUCGUUCAAAGAGCUAUUGGCUAGCUUUCCAGAUGAUUGCAAAGCGGCUGGUACAACCAAAGACAUCUCUCCACAUCUAUGUUUCAUCUGUUUGCUGCACUUGGCGAAUGAGCACAAUCUCAGACUAAUUGGCUCUCAAGACUUGGACGAUCUAACGAUCCAGCAUGCCUGAAAGAAAAGUGAAGCGAAACCAAGAAGAGAAGCCAAGUGUUUUAUGUUGCCUAUUAAGUUUUAUGUCGUAGCUAAGGUGGUGUUAUUCAAUAGUAGAUUUAUUAAGCAAAUUCUAUUGAUUUUAUAAUCCAUUGUUAUUAGAUGAUUGAUUGUAAUUUAUAUAUUAAAACCUAGUGUUAUUGGUUAUUACAUUCAGAAUAUAUAAUGCCUCAAUUAAAAGAUGUUGAGAUCUUGUAUUAUUGGUUCUUAGAUUUACAAUUUCUUUUCAUUAAAAGAAUUUAAAUUUCUGGUGUAAUUCGUGUUUAAUAGAUUAUUACAAUAAUUUGGAUUGAAAAUUGUUAGAAUGGAUUUAAAUAUAGUUUCAUAAGUCAAUUAUAGUUCAAAAAUCAAAACCUACCUCCUAAGAUUUUAAAAUCAUUUCUUAUUAAUGAUAAAAUUAACAGAACUAGUAUUAAAAUUUUAUAUCUACUACCAACCACAAGGAAUCAAGCAUGAGGAAGAAGUCACAGAGAACCAAUAGAAGAAUGAGUGCGUUACCAAUUAAGACACAUUUUUCUCUUUUUUGACAGUAUAAGACACUUCUCGCUGGAGGAGCACAUUCCCGGUUCCCAAAGUAAUUUUCGGACCAGAAUGCCCUCUAUUUGACCUAACUAGACCGUUUUCUUUUUUUGUUUGAUUCAGUUGAGUUAGUGGGACCAGAGCCUUUUGUUAUGGCUUCGUUUCUUUGUAUGAGUUAUGAAAGCAUGUGAGAAGUAAUUAUGGCCACAAGUUUAAAAUUUUAAAAGAAGAUCCAAUGGCUGAAAAAGCACGAUUGCCAUAAAAAAAUGAAAGCACGUACAAAAAUAAAAGAGAGAGAGAGAGAGUAUUCUUUUGACUCUUUUUAUAUCUAACAAGAAUAUUUUAUACUAAAAGUAACUUUUUAAAUUUUCCAACAUAUUAUAUAUGCCAUUAUUUUAUAUCUUACUAUAUAAAUAAAUAUAUAAACACAUAAAAUAAAUUAUUAAUUUUUUUCUUUAUAUUUUGAUAUCCAUAUGUAUAUAUGUAUUUUAAUAUUUAUAAAAAUCAAAUUUAAAUUUUAUACUGUGUAUUUUGCUAUUUGUGGAUACAAUUUUGUGGAUACAUUUUUGAUGGACACAUUUGAAAUAGUCGUGGACAUGUGCUUUGUGGAUAGUGUUUUGGUAUUUUGUAGAUACAUUUUUGAUGGACAAAUUCAAAAUAUCUACUGAUAUGGCAGAAACAUUUAAUGUACAAAAUUUUAUGGACAAAAAUUUCAAUCUUACAAAUUUUAUGUAAAAACUUUUGUGGAAAAGAUUUUUGUGGACAAAGUUUGUAGACAAAUCAUACAAAGGUUCAAAGCACCGGUCCAUGAUUAGACAAAUCAUACAAAGGUCAAUUUACCGUUGUUUAUUUAUACUUUUAUUAUUCAUUCCGGUUUCGAUUUUUAUUUGUUUCUUUUCAGAUUUUAAGAUACACAAAAGAAAUAUAAUUAUUACAAUAAAUUAUAAUUUUUUUCCUCUAUAUUUUAAGAUCCAUGUUCGUAUAUAUAUUUUAUAUAUUUUUAGCAAUUAUAUAAAAAUGCAUGGACAUAAAAAGUGUGGAUGAGAAAAUUUUGAUCAUGUACAAAAGAAUACGUAAAGAAAAAAGAUGUGGACAUGGAUAGAUAAGAAAGGUGAAAAAACUUUGAAAACUCGAACACAAAAAUCGUUUGUGUUUGUGGUUUCGGAAGCUUAGCAAAAAAAUUCUUGUGGACGAAUCUUUUUUUGUAAAACAUUGGAGGUUAUAAUUCUGUCAAACAAAGCUUUUAAUGAUUUUUCUUUCCCUAGUCAAUAUGAUUAAAUUUGUGGACAUGAAGACAAUUAACCAACAAAUAUAACAUGUUCAAUAAACAGAGGAGGGCCGAUUAUAUUACAAGGCUUUAUAAUAGUCAACAAACAAGAGCUUACAUCAUCUGUAAAUUUUUUAAGUAAAAUCUCUAAUAGACACAUUACAAAACAUAAUCACAAACUCAUUGUGAAAGAACAAGAAAAAGAAUUUGGGUUUUUUUUGGAAGCAAACAGAAUCACAAACACAUAAUCCCUUUGUGUUUUGGGUUUUAAUGCAUGAAGAAAAAAAGAAGAAUCUGGAAAUUUUGUGUUAGAGUUACCGUAUGCCAAUUCAGAUUAGUUCUCACACCUUUUUUUGUAAGUCUUCGGAGAUGUUCAAAGUGAAAGCUUCAGCUACUGAUACCAUAAAAACUGAAAGCCGAAGAACCUAAAACCUCCAUAACGGAAGGUGUAGUGUGAGGAGGGGAUUUGGCCACUGGACAAUCAUUUACCAGAUUUGGUUUCAGUAACCACGGAGGAGCUCAGAUAGUUUGAUGGAGGUGACUUCGGUGACUUUGGAGAUGUCACUUUUGAUUCGACGAACGAGAUUUGGUUGACUCCAUAGCUGUAUCCAUGGCUGAGAAAUGGAACCAGAAAUAAGAAAGAUUCAAGAGAACAGAGCUGGGCAGCGACGCCUCCGUUACCAACAACGUCAAUAGAUCGGCGCAAGGAGAAGAAAAAGAGGAACAGAGAAAAUCACCAUAAUUAAGGUUCAUAAAAUUGGAAAAAUGAUUUUGAAAAUCAAUUGAAAAAUAGGAGAGGGUUGGCGGAUUAGCGUUAAAAGAUAUUUGGGAAUGUGGAUCUGAUUUCAAAAGAAAAAGGAUGAAGAAAGAAUAUUGGUUUGGUUUACGUAUGAUAAAAAAAAGGAAGCUUUAUCCAUUUAAAAAAAACAUAAAACUAUUAUAGUUGGUGAAGUGAGAAGAGUUGUAGUUAAGAGAGAGUGUAGUUACUUAAAGGGCAAGUAGGACAUUGCACAAGCAAGAAGUGUGUCUCCAGCCACAAGUGCCUGAUAGGUUAUAAUUCUGUCAAACAAAGCUUUUAAUGAUUUUUCUUUCCCUAGUCAAUAUGAUUAAAUUUGUGGACAUGAAGACAAUUAACCAACAAAUAUAACAUGUUCAAUAAACAGAGGAGGGCCGAUUAUAUUACAAGGCUUUAUAAUAGUCAACAAACAAGAGCUUACAUCAUCUGUAAAUUUUUUAAGUAAAAUCUCUAAUAGACACAUUACAAAACAUAAUCACAAACUCAUUGUGAAAGAACAAGAAAAAGAAUUUGGGUUUUUUUUGGAAGCAAACAGAAUCACAAACACAUAAUCCCUUUGUGUUUUGGGUUUUAAUGCAUGAAGAAAAAAAGAAGAAUCUGGAAAUUUUGUGUUAGAGUUACCGUAUGCCAAUUCAGAUUAGUUCUCACACCUUUUUUUGUAAGUCUUCGGAGAUGUUCAAAGUGAAAGCUUCAGCUACUGAUACCAUAAAAACUGAAAGCCGAAGAACCUAAAACCUCCAUAACGGAAGGUGUAGUGUGAGGAGGGGAUUUGGCCACUGGACAAUCAUUUACCAGAUUUGGUUUCAGUAACCACGGAGGAGCUCAGAUAGUUUGAUGGAGGUGACUUCGGUGACUUUGGAGAUGUCACUUUUGAUUCGACGAACGAGAUUUGGUUGACUCCAUAGCUGUAUCCAUGGCUGAGAAAUGGAACCAGAAAUAAGAAAAGAUUCAAGAGAACAGAGCUGGGCAGCGACGCCUCCGUUACCAACAACGUCAAUAGAUCGGCGCAAGGAGAAGAAAAAGAGGAACAGAGAAAAUCACCAUAAUUAAGGUUCAUAAAAUUGGAAAAAUGAUUUUGAAAAUCAAUUGAAAAAUAGGAGAGGGUUGGCGGAUUAGCGUUAAAAGAUAUUUGGGAAUGUGGAUCUGAUUUCAAAAGAAAAA
Messenger RNA from Brassica napus (rape), 5874 nucleotides. RefSeq names its product condensin complex subunit 2. Gene Ontology annotation, cellular component: condensin complex. Gene Ontology annotation, molecular function: chromatin binding. NCBI's taxonomy places the organism in Eukaryota, Viridiplantae, Streptophyta, Magnoliopsida, Brassicales, Brassicaceae. Bases 87 to 2093 code for a protein of 668 amino acids. The record is from RefSeq and is a predicted model, not a curated record. Gene Ontology annotation, biological process: mitotic chromosome condensation. The transcript is spliced from 13 exons.